Ustilaginoidea virens is the source of this 1017-nucleotide messenger RNA. RefSeq lists its product as uncharacterized. NCBI's taxonomy places the organism in Eukaryota, Fungi, Ascomycota, Sordariomycetes, Hypocreales, Clavicipitaceae. The record is from RefSeq and is a predicted model, not a curated record. Gene Ontology annotation, biological process: ribosomal large subunit assembly; rRNA processing. The transcript has 2 exons. Gene Ontology annotation, molecular function: nucleic acid binding; 3'-5' exonuclease activity. The coding region runs from base 1 to 1017 and encodes 338 amino acids. Gene Ontology annotation, cellular component: nucleus.
AUGGCUGGGCUUUCUUCAAAUCGCAAGCAGCGGUCAAAAACGACUGGUCUCAAAAGAACAGCCAAAGAACAACUAUCGCAAUCAGUUCAACAGCGGAAGAGAAAACAUAGAGAUCCACAUUUAGACCUCCAUCAGUCAAGAGACGAAGUCAAUCCCAAGAUGAUGGGUGGCGUUCAUAGCUCGAAAGUAAUAUGUGAAACGAGUCAGAGUACAACACCGUCGCUCGAGUUGUGGAAAGCGAGUGAUGGCAUGUCGAGCGAGACCUUAGCAGAGGCGUAUGGUUUAGGCAUCAAGAAAACUCCUACGAUGCUUGCGUCCCACAAUGACAAGGUCAAUCAUGGUCUUUCUUCGGGUAUCGAUAUUGGCAAGUACGUUGCAAUUGACUGCGAAAUGGUUGGAAUCGGCCCAGGUGGACAUCAAUCAGCCCUUGCGCGAGUUAGUCUUGUCGACUUCCAUGGACGACAACUUUAUGAUUCCUUUGUGAAACAAAAGGAAAAGGUAACAGAUUGGAGGAGUUCCAUAAGUGGUGUUUCUCCGCGAGACAUGAGGUUCGCCCGGCAGUUUGAAGAUGUGCAAAAUGAAGUUUUCAGCCUCAUUAAUGGGCGAGUUUUGGUGGGCCAUGAUUUAAGGCAUGAUUUAGAUGCUCUCAAGUUAACCCAUCCUCCCAAGGAUGUUCGAGACACGGCCAAGCACCAAACAUUCAAGAAGUAUAGCCACGGGAGAAAGCCCGCGCUUCGAAUUUUAGCCCGAGAACUCCUUGGGGUUGAAAUACAACAAGGUCCCCAUUCUAGCACCGAGGAUGCACGCGUCACUAUGCUUCUUUUUCGCAAACACAAGUCACAGUUCGAUAUUGACCAUGCAAAUCGCUAUCUAUCAAAAACCAUUCCAAUCAAGGCCAAAGAUUUGAAGAAAUCUAACCAAAAAAUCUCAUCAAACAAGUCGUGUGAUAAAUCGGGGCUCUCUCGAAGGGAAAUUUCUGCGGCCUCCUCUUGUCUUCAGUCAGCCACUGUCACAUAG